This is a messenger RNA of Phymastichus coffea, 1730 nucleotides long. RefSeq names its product retinoblastoma-binding protein 5 homolog (gene Rbbp5). Bases 151 to 1548 code for a protein of 465 amino acids. The record is from RefSeq and is a predicted model, not a curated record. Gene Ontology annotation, molecular function: protein binding. The transcript has 7 exons. Gene Ontology annotation, cellular component: Set1C/COMPASS complex. NCBI's taxonomy places the organism in Eukaryota, Metazoa, Arthropoda, Insecta, Hymenoptera, Eulophidae.
UCGGUUUGGACAAACGCGGUUCAGAGUUAUUUGUCAUUUAGAUUCCUAAAAUAUAUGCAAAUAAUUUUUUAGAUUGCUUCAUGGUAUUUAAUGUUUUUCCGACUUCUGUUUUAAAACAGUUUUUAUAGAACUUUUUUAGAUAGAUUAAAUAUGAAUUUGGAAUUACUGGAAUCAUUUGGUCAGAACUAUCCAGAAGAAUUUGAUGGAACUUUAGAUUGUAUCUCACUCGCUGUCACUUGUGCAUUUAAUAAAAGAGGCACAUUACUUGCUGUUGGAUGUAAUGACGGUCGAAUUGUAAUUUGGGAUUUUUUAACUAGAGGUAUCGCCAAAAUUAUCAGUGCUCAUGUUCAUCCUGUAUGUUCUCUGAGUUGGGCUAGAAAUGGUCGUAAGCUUCUUAGUGCUUCAACAGAUAACAAUGUUUGUAUUUGGGAUGUAUUAUCAGGUGAAUGUGAACAAAAAUAUAGAUUUCCAUCACCAAUUUUAAAAGUUCAAUUCCAUCCAAGAAACUGGACUAAAUUUUUAGUAUGCCCUAUGAGACAUGCCGCUGUUAUGGUUGACAUUCAAGGUUCUCAUCAAGUUAUACCACUUGAUCAAGAUAGUGAUUUGAAUAUUGUUGCUUCUUUUAAUAGGCGUGGUGAUUAUAUUUUUACUGGCAAUGGUCGUGGUAGAAUUCUAGUCCUCGAUGUUGAGUCUUGUUCAGUUAAAGCAUCUUUUAAAAUAUCACAAGGUACAGCAAGUAAUACAGCAGUUAAAAGUAUUGAAUUUGCUCGCAGAGGGGAAUGUUUUUUAGUAAAUACUGCUGAUAGAGUUAUAAGAGUUUAUGACAGUGCAGAAGUUUUGGCAUGUGGACAAGAUGGUCAACCAGAGCCUAUUCAGAAACUACAAGAUCUUGUAAAUAAAACAACAUGGAAAAAAUGUUGUUUUUCAGGCGAUGGUGAAUAUGUAUGUGCUGGUUCAGCAAGACAGCAUGCUUUAUAUAUUUGGGAAAAAAGUAUAGGUAACUUGCAGAAAAUUUUACAUGGAACAAAAGGAGAACUUUUACUUGAUGUUGUGUGGCAUCCUGUAAGACCUAUUAUUGCAUCAAUAUCUUCUGGAGUAGUUUCAAUUUGGGCACAAAAUCAAGUAGAAAAUUGGUCUGCUUUUGCUCCAGAUUUUAAAGAACUUGAUGAAAAUGUAGAAUAUGAAGAACGAGAAAGUGAAUUUGAUAUAAGUGAUGAAGAUAAGUCAGUUGUACAAGGAGAGGAGGCACAGGAUGAAGAAGUGGAAGUAGAUGUUUCAGCUAUUGACAGGGUAGCAGCUUUCUGUAGUUCAGAUGAGGAAACUGAAGAUCAAGAAUCAUUACAUUUUAUACCGAUUUCUCCUGAAGUUGAGGAAAAUGAGGAAAUACAACCUCCUAUUCAUGAAGUACCAACAAAAAAACAUGGACUUCAUGAUAUUGACUUGAAAGGUGCACCCACUGAUGUUAUUCAUCCGUUAUUCAAUAAAGGGAAAGACAAACCUGCUGCUAAAAAAGGAAGACCAAGAUUAGAUAAUCGGAAAGGAAAAUAAAUUGUAUUAAUUUACUGAAUUUUAAUUAACAUUAUUGUACAUAAUUCAAUUAGAAAAUAUUUUAUAGUAAAGAUUUAUAUACAACAAUUUUUUAAUAGAACUGAUCGUUUUUACUAAAAUUGGAAAAAACAUACAAAAAAGUUUCGUAUUUUCAAUGUUUGAAUUUUUUUUUUCAAUAAAAA